GUCUAUGACAAUCAAUGAGCAUUCUGCCCUCUUGUGGUUACUUCCCACCUAAACUUUGGACUUUUUAAGAGUCACAAGAUGAUUACAGGACAGAAACAGACAUAUUAAAGAUGCAGGCCGAAUAAGAAUGCUCUGUUAAAGGUGGCUGGUUAUUUCCUGGAGGAGGAGGAGAAGAGGAAGGUUAGAGCGUUGGUGUGGAAGCAGGUCACUACUGAAGGAAACAGCUGAAAUAAUUCACUUUAAUAUAAGCUAAAACUCAACAUCAACAGUUCAGGCGAAACGUGUACAUUUCUAAUGAAUAUCUUUAUGGAUGUUAAAAUAUUGAGUGUUAUAGCUGUUCAGGGGUUGUUUGUCGUUGCUUCACUUCAUGACGUGUCGCCUCCUCUGCCUAUAAGUGCUCAGCUGCUCUCACAUUUCUGAGUCGAACCUCAGCGGCUGCACUUCCUUUCUGAUGCUCUGUUUCUGUGCAGCCAUGAAGGGUCACAUGGGUGGAUGGACUCUUCUCUGCUUAGCUGCUUUAAUUCCCGGUUUCCACCUUCAGAAAACCGUCGGCUCCUUCCAGUCCGACGCUCAGCUCUACAAUCCUGUCCUGCAACCCACUGAGGCCAUUCCCACACCUGGAACUUACACGGUGGAAGACCUUGUUGGGAAAACAUGCAUCAAAGCCACCAUGGGAGCAGAGUACAUUAUCAUMGAAAAGAACAAAARCUGGUAUUUCAACCUGGAGCCGUCACUGGUUAAGAUCCUCGGUUACUGUGGAGAAGAAGAAGCUCGCCUUUCUCUAACGCUGCCAGAUAACUCUGCCAGUCUGCAGUUCACCUUCAGAUCAGAAAAACAUAACUUUUAUGUCACUGAGUUGACUGCUCACUUGUCUCUUCAACCAGCCUGCAAUGGAUGCCCCAACAGAACUUAUUCUGGGUCAAUGACCCAUGUGGAGCUUUUCAAAACAGGCAACUAUGAGAGUUUCAAAUGUCGAUCAGAAUAUCUCCUUUCGGUUUCUUCGGCGCUGAGGAUCAAGUUGGUUCCUCUGCAGAUACAAGCCUUCAGCAUCCCCAGUGGACGGUAUGGUAAAGAGAAUGAAUGUUGGACUGAUUUUAAGAAACGAAUCUUUCCCAUCAUCACUGGCUCUGUUGUGGUCGGCCUCAUCCUGUGUAUUGUUUUGAGCUUCCUCUUCAUCAGAGAUCACCAGCAAGGUUAUGAAAGGCUGUAAUCUUGCUGUAAAAUUGGAGAUUUUCUAAUAUAGUUUCCCAUCUUCAUAAAUACCUGUAUUUAACUCAUAACUGUGUAAUGUCUAAUGUUGUAAAUGUAAAUUUUUAAGAUGUUAUGUAUUGUUUUUACUGUUGCAAAAAACCCGGUGAGCCAUGAGAUUGAGGCAAAAAAAGGAAAAAUAAAAUAUUUUU
Austrofundulus limnaeus is the source of this 1400-nucleotide messenger RNA. RefSeq names its product lysosomal associated membrane protein 3 (gene lamp3). Gene Ontology annotation, cellular component: plasma membrane; lysosomal membrane; late endosome membrane. NCBI's taxonomy places the organism in Eukaryota, Metazoa, Chordata, Actinopteri, Cyprinodontiformes, Rivulidae. The coding region runs from base 452 to 1210 and encodes 252 amino acids. Gene Ontology annotation, biological process: establishment of protein localization to organelle. The record is from RefSeq and is a predicted model, not a curated record. The transcript has 7 exons.